AUGGUGCGUAUAUUGCGCUCGACUGGAGUGCUCUGUGUGGUCAAGAAGCGAUGCAAGCGGUGCCGACGGCUACAAAAGGAGGGCCAAAAAGUGUUCCACGAAACGAAGGCGACGCGGCCGCGCAAAACGAAAACGAAGCAAUCGCCAACUGCGCGGGUCGAAAAAAGCCACGGGCCAUCGAUGCCGUACUGCGACCACACGAGGAAUGGGAACAAUGCCAAACGGGCGCACAAAAGGCGGCGGGGAGACCCUUCCGAGAAAGCGAGACACGGACAGAGG
Molecule: messenger RNA, 279 nt
Organism: Iphiclides podalirius (scarce swallowtail)
Lineage: Eukaryota; Metazoa; Arthropoda; Insecta; Lepidoptera; Papilionidae
Source: the annotation of a GenBank genome assembly